GCGUGCGUCAAAAUCGUCGUCAGUGCAACAAACCCGCAAACACAUUUAAACUUUUCUUGCUUUCCGUCAUCGAUUCGGGUCCGCGGUCCGUCGUUUCGUUGCUUUUUUUUUCGGAAGAGUGAGUGCGAUCAGGUGCGUGUAUCGCGGUGAAAAUUGUGCAAAUAUCCCGCAAAAUUCCCUGGAAAAGGACACGUAAAAAACGGGAACCAUGUAUCGCUUGCUAGUGCAGAAGACGUUCCUCAGCGGAUCGAAGCGGCAAAGCACCCAGCUGCUUCGAAGUCUUAGCACCAGAGGAGCAGCCAACAUCCCUCAAUUCCGUGAGGCUGGUUUCGGAAAGGUGCUGGUGGUUUUGUCUCCGUUUCUCGUGGGCGGUGGAGUCGUAGCGUAUGCUAAAUACGAUAACGAGUUCAGGAAAACGCUCGUCACGAACGUGCCAGCCCUUGAACCGGUCUUGAAGACACUACUUCAGGAAGAGAAUCCACUGGACGAGGUUUCGAAGAAGCUGGACGAAAUCUCCAGUACCAUCAGCGGGUAUACUUCAACGGUUACUGGGUUCUUCACGGGUGGUACCAAGGAAGAGGAGAAGAAGGCAGAAAAAAAGGUUGAUCUACCGCCGGUCACUCGUUCUAAAUCGGUGCAUGUACCAGUCCCAGCACCCCCGCUAUCAAAACCGGAACCAACGGUGGAGAAGGUCAAACUAUCCGAAUCAGCCGUCAAAUCUGCCACUCCUAGCUCUGUACCUGCACCAAAACCUGCAGCAGCUAAAGUGGCAGCCCCUGCUGCCGCGGCAACAACUGCAGCGACGCCCAAACCGGUUGUCGCCAAACCUACCGAAGAAGUACCCAAAUCGAUCAGCGAUCUUGAGCGCCAGAUCGACGUGGCAGCGGCAACCGCCAUCAAAGAGUACGGCAAGGCCGUCCAGGUGCUCAAGGACUACACCAAUGAGGUCAGGAAGGUGGUCGACGAAUCUGUCGACAAGCUCGAUUCGUCGAGUUGGGUGCUUUUGCGCAAUCGCACCAGCGCACGGGAUACUGCGCUGAAGGCGGCUGAGGAUGCCGCGGACGAAGCCCGGGAGAAUAUCGAAAAGCUGCAUCGCCUGCUGGACAGUCGCGAUAUCAAGUGUUCCGACGAUCUGAAGGACAAGGCUCGUGAAAAUAUUGCCGCAUACCUGGAACAUUUGAAGAAGGCCAAGGAAGAUGUCUACAAAGCACGAAACCUGGCCAACGUGGGCGAAAAGUACUGGAAGAAGGUGGAAACGGCUAGGAACUUCUUCAUCGACGAAAUCGAAUCCCUCUUUCCGGGUAUCAACCUGAGCGAAAAGAAGCUGGACCUAUCCAAGGACGAUUUGGAUUUGUUCAUCGUACAUGCCUUCACGCAGGUGGUGGCGCACCAGAAGGAGCUACAAAAGCUGCAGAUUGAGGGCGAUCAACAGCUGAAGCGGGCCCUCGAGGCGGUUCGAGGAACCGAUCAAAGCGAAGCCGUGAAGGCCCAACUGGAGUACGAGAUUGCCAAGGAAAAACGUGAAUUGAACCUGCAGAACCAAAGAAAGCUUCUGGCCAUCCGCGCUGAACUGGAACGCAACCUGCGUAAUCAGAUGAAGCGUCAAUCGGAGGCGCACACCGACCACCUUGCCGAUGCCCUCGCCCAGAAAGAGGUGGAAAUGAAACGAAAGUUCCAGCGUGAGCUGGAUGAGAAGAUUACCACGGAACAGGCGGCCUACAAACUGCAGCUGGCCGCAAUGCUCGGAAAACUCAAAGGAAUGGAUGCCGCCCUGAAAGAGAUCGAUGAUGAAAUGAAAGGUCGUGCCGAUGCCGAGAAGAGCGCCCAUCAAGCUCAAGCCCUGUGGGGAGCCUGCCAGUCGCUGUGGUCUUCAAUACGCUCCGGUCAACCGGGAAAAUCGUGGCGCGAACAGCUACGGCCGCUGAAGGACGAAAUCGGCGCUGUGGCCCGUGCCGCCGAAGGAGACGAAUUGGUCGGCGUAGUGCUGAAGGGACUCCCAGAGAAGGCCAAGGAUCGUGGCGUCUACCCGGAGGAUGCCCUACGAGAGCGUUUCAUCAAGGUGGAGCAAGUUUCGCGCCGGUUGGCCUUGGUUCCGGCUGAAGGUGCUCGGUUGCCGUUGUACUUCCUGUCGUACCUGCAAGCUGCCCUGAUAGCCAAACCGGACGUGCCCAUUUCGAAAGAUGAGCUGGAAGACAAACCGUUCGAUUUCAGCAAGCUGGACACGUACGAUAUUCUGAACCGUGCGCGCUACUGGCUGGAUCGAGGAGAUCUGGUUAAAACGGUCCAGUACAUGAACCUGCUGCAGGGUGCGUCGAGGAAGGCCGCCUUAGAUUGGCUCAAUGAGGCACGUUUGCUGCUAGAAACACAACAAGCUGCCAGCACUCUGAUGGCACAUGCGUCGUCCAGUGGAGUUCGUUUCCUGUAAAACCGAACCGAAUGCCAUCGUAUGUGUUAUUUUAAGUGUCCAUAACACCUCCUCCUAUCGUAUCCUUGCAACACCUACCGUUUCCAGCCGUCUUUGUUGUUUUUGUAUGGAUUACAUCAGAGUCCUGCCAGCUGUAAGUUUACCCCACAACCGCGAUCAGGUAGGUCACGACGAUGGAUCAUGUUUAAUUUUAUUAAGUUUAACGACAUUUAAACUGAGGAAAAGUCUCCAUUCUACCCCUUAUGGAACGAGAAUGAACAAAAUCCAAGUAUUGCGUACCGUAAAUUAAAAGUGUUUUGGCAAUUUGAAUAGACGAAGGCAAAAAAUGGGAUUAAUGUCAUUUAGCUUGGUGCUGCUUCAGUACUGAAGAGAAGCAAAGAAACAGGUCGCGAAUUGAAAGUAAAAAAAACGGCGCCGAUGAAAAUUAGUGGAAGCAAUUGUUUUCAAAAUUUAGGAAGAAAAUGUACUCUAAGGCCGAUUAAGUUAAUACACAACUAAAAAUCGAAAUUCUGCAUCA
This is a messenger RNA of Aedes albopictus (Asian tiger mosquito), 2942 nucleotides long. Its product is annotated as MICOS complex subunit Mic60-like. The coding region runs from base 209 to 2425 and encodes 738 amino acids. The record is from RefSeq and is a predicted model, not a curated record. The transcript is spliced from 7 exons. Gene Ontology annotation, biological process: cristae formation. Lineage: Eukaryota; Metazoa; Arthropoda; Insecta; Diptera; Culicidae. Gene Ontology annotation, cellular component: MICOS complex.